AUGCAACUCUAUGAUGUCCAUCCCCCGCACCGCGGCGGAUCACUCGUCGGCUCGAUCGUUCGACUCGCCUGCUUCGUUCUCGGUCCCGAGGAUCUGAGUGCGCUCGGCUCGCCUUUGCUUUGCGCCCUUUUCCAUGUGGCCUUGGCUGCUCUUGUGGGGGGGGGGAGAGAACGGCUAGGCCAAGCCGCCGACCGGGGACCAACCAAGACGGCCAGAACUGGACCAGAACUCGGGAAACACGCCUUCACCUACCAACUUGCCAACUCCUCCCCACAAAGGUAA
Penicillium canariense is the source of this 282-nucleotide messenger RNA. RefSeq lists its product as uncharacterized. The record is from RefSeq and is a predicted model, not a curated record. The transcript has a single exon. Bases 1 to 282 code for a protein of 93 amino acids. Lineage: Eukaryota; Fungi; Ascomycota; Eurotiomycetes; Eurotiales; Aspergillaceae.